AUGGUGAGCGCGGCGUGGCCGGGAGGGCCCGGGGGGCGCGGAGGGGCCGCGGAGGGGCCCGAGGGGGCUCGGAAAGGGCCGCGGGGCCCACAAGAGGGAGGAACACGCCGUGCCAAGAAGGGCCGCGGGCACGUGCAGCCCAUCCGCUGCACCAACUGCGCCCGCUGCGUGCCCAAGGACAAGGCCAUCAAGAAAUUCGUCAUCAGGAACAUCGUGGAGGCUGCAGCUGUCAGGGACAUCUCCGAGGCCAGGUUUCGAUCCUACGUGCUGCCCAAGCUCUAUGUGAAGCUGCAUUACUGCGUCAGCUGCGCCAUCCACAGCAAGGUGGUUCGGAACCGCUCGCGGGAGGCCCGCAAGGACCGCACGCCCCCGCCCCGCUUCCGCCCCGCCGGAGCAGCCCCCCGGCCCCCCCCCAAGCCCAUGUGAGGAGACCCCGGCCCCGCGCGGGACCCCCAGGGCAGAGACCCCCAGAGUCAAUAAAGGAUCUGCCCCGA
This is a messenger RNA of Zonotrichia leucophrys gambelii, 494 nucleotides long. It is a transcript of the gene RPS26, whose product is annotated as ribosomal protein S26. Bases 1 to 426 code for a protein of 141 amino acids. Gene Ontology annotation, molecular function: mRNA binding; structural constituent of ribosome. Gene Ontology annotation, biological process: translation. Gene Ontology annotation, cellular component: ribosome; cytosolic small ribosomal subunit. Lineage: Eukaryota; Metazoa; Chordata; Aves; Passeriformes; Passerellidae. The record is from RefSeq and is a predicted model, not a curated record. The transcript has 4 exons.